Messenger RNA from Sclerotinia trifoliorum, 1702 nucleotides. The record is from the annotation of a GenBank genome assembly. Lineage: Eukaryota; Fungi; Ascomycota; Leotiomycetes; Helotiales; Sclerotiniaceae.
CACGAAACGCCUCAAUCUUUCUUAUCUAAAAGUUUCGAGCUUCGAGCUUCGAGCUUCAAGACAAACUUCAGUUUGGUUGUCAGUCCAAGCUUCACAUCAAGAUAUCAGUUUGGCGUAAGGCAUAUCCCUUUUGUGUGAGAGCUCCAUCCAUCUCCUUGCUUCCUAUUCACGCCCUUCCUUUCUCUAGAGUAGUCUUUAGUAGCGUUACAUUCCACUCCAUCCUACCUUCACGAUUUCCCCACAGAGAAGUCUUCACCCGCAAUUGCAACUGCAUUGCAACCCCAACCCACACUAAUAAACAAACCACCAUACUAAACCCACUAAGCACACGAUGAGCACCUCCCAAAAAACCGUCCUCAUAACCGGGUACCACUCCCCUCUAUCCCUCUACCAUCUUCUCUUCGACUAACCCACCAACCCCGCAGUUGCACAGCAGGCGGAAUCGGACAUUCGCUCGCUCUCGAUUUCCAUUCGCGCGGCUACAUAGUUAUUGCCAGCGCGCGUUCCGCGUCUAAAAUUGAAGAUUUGAAGGAAUUGGGUAUUAGGACAUUGAGUCUAGAUGUUACGGAUGGGAAGAGUAUUGAGGGAGCGAAGAGGGAUGUAGAGGGCUUGAUUGAGAGCGGGGUGAUUGCCGGUUUGGAUGUUCUGGUUAAUAAUGCGUGAGUAGAAACGGGUCUUUUGGGAAGGGUUGAGGAAGGGGAAGGGGAUGUGUGGUGAGAUGGGAUUGGAGAUGUGGUGCUAAUGUAUUGCGUUGUAGGGGAAGAAAUUGUACGAUGCCUGCUCUGGAUGUAGAUUUGGACGAUGCGAGACAUUGUUUUGAAACGAAUGUUUUCGGCGUCAUGGCUAUGUGCCAGGUCUUUACACCUCUAUUAAUCAAACGAAAAGGGCUCAUUGUCAAUAUUGGAAGUUUAGCAGCAGUACGUUCAUCCAUUCCUCCCAUCCAAUCUCUCACCGUCCAAUUUCUUUCAUACAACAACAUUCUAACCCGACCUCUACAGAUCCUCCCCUACGUCUUCGGCAGCGUAUACAACGCCUCCAAAGCCGCCCUACAUGCCUACUCCCGUACUCUCCGCCUCGAACUCGCACCCUUCUCCGUCCGCGUAAUGGUCGUCGUAACAGGCGGCGUCCAAUCAAACAUUGCUCGCACCCCGCGCGCAUUACCCCCCUCAUCCCUCUACCUCGACAUCGAAGAUGAGUUCCAAACAAGAGUAGUUCAUUCUCAGAGUGCAGGAUCGAUGCCCAAUGCGGAAUAUGCAAAGGGAGUAGUGGACGCGGUUGUGAAAGGGGGUGUGAGGACCUUGUGGAGGGGAAAUAAGACGUGGAUUGUUUGGUUUGCGAGGAAUUGGUUGGGAAGUUGGUUUUUCGAUUUAGUCCUGCCUGGGAUGUUUGGGUUGAGGAGGUUGGAGGCGUUGGUGAGGGGGAGGAGCGUUGGGGAUGGGAAGAAGAUGUUGUGAGUAGAUGAGAUAGGUGAUUGAAUUGUUGCAAGGUACUUGUCGUUUUAGCAUGAGCAAUUCCGUUGGUGGUUGUGGGUCCAUUAUCGUUGUUAUAAGGAUGCUCGGAUGUAGUUUUCCGUAGACUUAUUUCCUACACUUCGAUAGAACUCGUUGGCUAGAAAACCCUAUGAUGCGUUCAAGGCACGCACUUUAUGUCACAAGAUUCCCCGCUUAGAGUGUCUUUAUAUGUAAUAUUUUUCGCUUCUUUA